Molecule: messenger RNA, 4320 nt
Organism: Hypanus sabinus (Atlantic stingray)
Lineage: Eukaryota; Metazoa; Chordata; Chondrichthyes; Myliobatiformes; Dasyatidae
Product: disintegrin and metalloproteinase domain-containing protein 9-like
Exons: 23
Coding region: 169-2574 (801 amino acids)
Biological process (GO): proteolysis
Cellular component (GO): plasma membrane
Molecular function (GO): metalloendopeptidase activity
Source: RefSeq, a predicted model, not a curated record
CAGCGAGCUCGGCUGAGCAUGCGCCCGCCCGGGACACCCAUCAAUGGGACCGAGGGCUUGAAGGCGAGCGGGUCACCGAGGAGCCACGCCGCUGUUACCCCUGCUCUCUCCCACUCCGCGCCGUGAAGGGGCAUGCACCGCCGCUGAGCUUCGGGCGCCCGCACGAAGAUGGCUCGGAGUUUCGCGGGACCCUCCGCCCUCACUGCGCUCCUGUGCCUGCUGACACCAGCCUUGGGUCAUUUGCAUCCAACCUCCCACCAGACCUCGACACUUUCUGCCUAUGAAAUUACAAUCCCACAACAGCUGUCGGAGAGAGAGAAGAGAGACGUGGGUCCGAGCUCUUCAUCGCAGGGCAGGCUGUCGUAUGUCAUUCAGAUAGCGGGACGUGACCAUAUUAUUCACCUGACGAGAAAUGAAGACUUUAUUGUGAAGAACUUCACCAUGUUCACUUACGGAGAUGAUGGGGACCUCAUCUCAUCUCAGCCAGACAUUAAGGACCACUGCCAUUUCCAAGGAUUUGUGGAGGGGAUGGACCGUUCUGUGGUUGCCGUUAGCACCUGUGAUGGGCUAAGAGGUCUGCUGCUCACAGACAAAACGCAUUAUGUCAUUGAACCCCUGGAGAAUUCCAGUAUCUUUCAGCACCUGGUGUACCGUGUGGAGGAUAUGUUGGAAACACAUUUAACUUGCGGCGUGACCAAUGAGACUGGCUUCAUGCCCCAGUAUAAUUCCGGUGGCACAGAGCAACAGCCGCGUGAUGGACACAGCAUAACGAGCUUCCUGCGUCACAAACGAGCCAUACUGCCUCAGACUCGAUAUAUUGAGUUCUUUCUCGUGUGGGACAAGGAGCUGUUUGAUCAAAUAAGGAAUGAGACAGCUGUGAGAGAGCAGGCAGUUCAGCUUGCCAAUUACCUUGAUGGGAUAUACAGAAUGUUAAACAUUCGAGUCGUGUUGGUCGGUUUGGAGAUCUGGAUGAAUGGGAAUCAAAUCAGCAUAGAAGGAGGAGCGGGUGAAGUACUGGUACGGUUUAUGCAAUGGCGAGAGAAGAACUUGCUGCCACGACGACGACACGAUAGCGGGCAUUUAAUUCUGAAGAAGAGAUUUGGAGGGUUUGCAGGUAUGGCCUUUGUGAACACCAUCUGUUCAGGGAGCCACAGUGGAGGAAUCAAUGUUUAUAGCUUCAGCAUUCCUCAGUUGGCUUCCGUUGUCGCUCAUGAGUUGGGCCACAACCUGGGAAUGAGCCACGACGAUGGCCGCAACUGUGCCUGUGAAGCGAAGAACUGUGUUAUGAAUUCUGAAGCCUCGAACGCCGUGAACUUCAGCAGUUGCAGUGCCGAUGACUUUGAAGCGAUGAUCAUAAACAAAGGAGCCUGGUGCCUGCUGAACAUCCCCAGUCCUGAGGAAGAGUACAGUCCUCCGUUUUGUGGCAACAAGCUGGUGGAUACCGGUGAAGAAUGUGAUUGUGGAUCGCCAGAGGAGUGUAAAAAUGACCGGUGUUGUGAGGCGUCCACUUGUAAACUCAAGUACGGAGCGGAGUGUGCGACUGGGGUCUGCUGCAAUAAGUGCAAGUUCCUGGCUGCCGGAACCGUGUGCCGAGCCUCUGAAGAUGAAUGUGACCUACCGGAGUACUGCAAUGGAACAAGCCACAACUGCCAGGCCGAUGUAUUUGUGCAGAAUGGCCACCCCUGUCAGCACAACACCUCCUACUGCUACAACGGAAUGUGUCAGAGCUACGAGAGUCAGUGCGUGGCUCUGUUUGGCCAGGGUGCAAAGUCUGCUCCACAACAGUGUUUCCAGGAAGUGAACUCUAAAGGUGACCGAUUUGGAAACUGUGGCAUGAGCGGCGUCCACUACAAGAAGUGUGAGAUCAGGAAUUCGAUGUGUGGGAAGUUGCAAUGUGUGAAUGUGGACAGGAAGCCUAUCUUUGGCAUCAUGCCUGCCUUCAGCCUGACACCUAUUGGAGACGUCACCUGCAUGGGGGUUGAUUUUAAGAUGGGGUCAGAUGUCCCUGAUCCUGGCAUGGUAAACCCAGGCACCCAAUGCGCCACAGGCAAGGUCUGCAUGGAUUUCAAGUGUGUGGGUGUCGCUAUCCUGAACUAUGACUGCGAUGUAGAGGUGAAAUGCAGUGGCCAUGGGGUGUGCAAUAACAAUAAGAACUGUCACUGUGAGAAAGGAUGGGCACCUCCUGAUUGUGCAAAGGCCGGCUACGGUGGGAGCAUUGACAGUGGACCAACGUACAACGAUAAGGAUACAUCGCUACGGGAUGGAUUACUGAUUUUCUUUCUGCUGGUGGUUCCACUGGUUAUUGUGCUCGUGUACAUGUUUAUCAAAAGGAAUGAGCUGAAACGAAGACUCUUUCGAACACGAAGGCACAAGUCUGAAAGCACAGCAGGGCCGAGAAGAGCCCCGAAUGACUUGCCUAAGGAAGGGGUCCAAUUAAUACCAGCCCAAGAGGCUGGUCCAACGAGGACAGCAGUGCCAACAUAUGUAAACAGACCACCACAGCUGACACCAUCCAGGCCAGCACCAGCUCGACCUGUGCCUUCAAGACCUGUUCACCCACCCCAGAGGGUCUAGCUUAUUAUUACACUUGCAGCGUAGCUACUCUGUCUGGAUAGUCCUAUGAUCAGUGCUCAGUAUACUCUGCCCCGACAAGCUCCCUGAGUGUCAACGGACUUCUGUCUGAGCCAGACUGAUCAGCAGGAUUUUCCUGCACUGUACACGUGCUUCACUAGUUCUCAAGAAAACGGAGUGUCUGCGGUUCCCAGUCUCUGAAGGAACAUAGCAACUGAAUACCUCUUACGUGUCUCUUUUUUUUAAAAAAAAUCAUUAUUAUCUAGAGUGAUUAUGUUGUAUGCUUUAGUUACUUUGAAGAAACCCUGAUGUUACUACGCACUGGCCACGAGUGGUCACCAGCUAUCAGAUACCCAAAUGCCCAAUAGAACAGGAAGGGAAUAAUCCAUUACUACUGAGGACUAAUCUGAAACUUUUAACUAAUCAUGUCCCUCCAUAGAUGCUACCAAACAUGCUGAGUUCCUCCAACACUUUGUGUGUGUGUGUGUGUGUUUUGCCUCAAAUUUCCAGUAUCUGCAGUCAGGAUUAUCAUCAAUGAUGUAGCAUGAAAUUUAUUGUUGUGCAUCAGCAGUACAGUGCAAAACACAAAAUAUACUCUAAAAUACAUUAAUAAUGCCAAGGAGGAAUAAUGAGGUAAUGUUCAGAGAUUUGUGGACCUUUCAGAAAUCCAAUGGAGAAGCUGUUACUAAUACGUUGAGUUUGGGUCUUUAGAUUUCUGUACCUCCUCUCCGUCUCUUGUAACAAGAGGUUAUGUCUUGGAUGGUGAGGGUCCUUAACGAUCAAUGCUGCUUUCUUGAGGCGCUGCCAGACUAAUAUUGGUGCAGCUCUGAGCCAUGUUAAAGUAAAACCUUUUAACACUACCAUAAUUAAAAAAUAAUAAUAAUAAAGUAACUUCCCCAAGUCCUUUCGUUCACAAAUUUAAAUUGGCCUGCUGUUCUGAAACUGACCUAUUUUUUUUUUGUAAAAGAAUGACAAAAUUGGCCAGAAAACUAGCCCAGUGCUUUGCUAAUUUUGGGUUCCUGCAACAUAGUUUGAACAGGAAAACUUAUAAUCUCGGUUAAUUAUUUAAUUGGGAGAUAAACAACAUUCUAAAUUGCAUUGGGUUGAUCUGUUUUUAAGAAAAAGGCUAACAUCAGCAUGACAUUUUAAGAUUAAGACUUACUGGAGUUCAAGAUUGAAGUUACAAAGGUGGCCAGAUAUUUUGGGUCUUUGUCUUUUGGGUACUUUGGGUCAUCUGAGUUUCAUGCAAGUUCAUCAGAGUACUGAAACAGGUUAUAUUUUGUAUCAGUAAUAAGGAUAUGAAGGCUGUACCUUAACUAUGGGCUGUGUGAUCCACCAGUGACCUUCCUGAGAACAACAGGAUGCUGCAGCUAAAAGCUUGGGUGUUUUUACAAGUGUAUUAUCUAUUUUUAGAUUUCAUGCAUAUAUUAUACAGAUGAAUUUAAGUGACACCCUUGGAGUGAAUUGGAGCUUGGAAUCCAGGUCACAGUGUUUUGUAGAAUCUUCGGAGACAGCCUUGCUGGUCCCUGCAGAUACCCCUGGAGAUGCCCCUCAUUGUAUAUCCUCUAUCUUUUUUCACUUGAAUAUUUGCACUUGUUGUUUUACAAUGAUUACUGUAUAUCAUUUUCAAAGAUACUGAUUAUUUUUUCUUAAGAGAUGUAAAGAAGUUAUGCAUACAUAAAUUACAGAUGGCUUUUAUUUAAUCUGUACAAAAAGACAAUGAUGCAAUAAAGAUGAUUUUUUUUCUAA